Penaeus chinensis is the source of this 3133-nucleotide messenger RNA. Its product is annotated as RE1-silencing transcription factor B-like. The transcript is spliced from 2 exons. The record is from RefSeq and is a predicted model, not a curated record. Gene Ontology annotation, biological process: regulation of gene expression. Lineage: Eukaryota; Metazoa; Arthropoda; Malacostraca; Decapoda; Penaeidae. The coding region runs from base 118 to 552 and encodes 144 amino acids. Gene Ontology annotation, cellular component: nucleus.
AGGAUCACCUUGUCAAACAUAUUCGUAUUCACACUGGGGAAAUGCCCUUUGCAUGUCCCCAUUGCCCACAUCGCUCAGCACAGAAAGGAAACCUAAACAAUCACAUUUUCAAUCAUCAUGGAAAGGGUGGAUCUGGACAGUGAUGCCCCAAGGACUAGCAAGAACGGAACUCCUGCAGGUGGGAGGGGACUUGGAGCCACCAACAGGAUGCACCAGUGUCCAUAUUGUGAAUAUACUACUUACUUCACCACUAACUUGAGAAACCACAUGAGGAGACACACAGGAGAGAAGCCAUACUCUUGCCAAUAUUGUGCCUACAGUGCUAUUACAAAGCAAAGUCUAGAAAGGCAUUUACGCACUCACAACAAAGGUCAAACAUUUGCAUGCCGUUUUUGUCCAUACACAACUGACCAAGAUGUGCUUCUGAAAAGGCAUGUGUCAUGUGUACACUCAGGAGAUAAAUCAUCAACAUGCCCACACUGUUCCUAUCAGGCUGUAGAUAGUGAAGAUUUAAGGAAUCACAUAUUGAUUCACCAUAAUAUUCAAAGUUGAUGCGAUCAUUAGAAGAAUUUUUAGCAAUUUGAUUAGUUUGAUAUAUUUCACGUUGGUAUUUUCUUCAUGACUUUUCUCGUGUGAAGAUUAUAUGUAUCUAUCAAAAGUAGUGGUCAGCGGAGAUUCUACAUUAAUGGAUUAAAAUCUAGAGAUGGUACAGCAAAACUAGCACUAUCAAGAUUCUCAGAACUAACAGCUUGUGUAGAAAGUAUCUCACCAUAAGUGACUUUAGCCCAACAAUCUGUACCUGAAGACAGCAGUGUGUAAGUCUGCAACUCAGGUGGGAUUGAUUUGAACUUAAAUAGAUAGCUUUCAUAGUAACAGAUUGAGAUGUUUUGGUGAAUCUUCCCAGCAAACAGUUCCAUUUAUAUCAUGCAUGAGUGGAAAAUGUGAAUUUUAGACAUGAGGAUGAUGUACGUGCACUAAUGUACGAAUCAUACUGGUAUCUGCAUGUAAUGUUGAUUGGAUUAUAUAAUGGUGUCUCAGGUUGUUCUUGGAUGAAAUUGUCUAUUUAGAGCUUGUAUAUGGACCUGCUGUUAUAGAAUCAGAAUUCCAUUAAAAGUACCUGAAUGAAGUCAAAGUUUUAUUUCUAUUAUGUUUUAUGUAUAACUUUGAUGAAGAAUAGUUGAGGGAUCCCAACACUGUUAUCUAUUUUUUGCAAGUGAAAACAUACUUUCUCUCAAUUUUUUGACCUGGUUUAAAAGAAUAUCAGUGAGGUUAAGAGGAUUUUAAUGAAAAUUUUAAUUGUGUCAUUCUAUAUGUAUAUUGUAUAGAAAACAUAUCAUGUUCUCCAGAUGGGCUUCCUUAUCCCCAGGAGUGCCAGAUUGAUUAAUAUUAUAUCAAGACUAAAAAGGUAGAAGUCAUCAGGAACUGUAUUUCAGUGCAAAAUAGAUGUGAGGAGACUGAAGUUGGAUUGUGUAAAUAGAGUUUCAGUAAAUGUGGAGUUAUGUUCUAACCCUUUUCACUUUUCUUAACGGAUUUGCUUGUUGUUUCAAGACAAGUAGGAAAUAGUAGGAAAUCUGAAUCAUAAAUAAUUUCUUAUUAUCUUGAAUUACAGUUGUAUUCAGAAUCAUAAUGUGUGAGGGACUGUAAUAAGUAAAUAUUCUGAAUUUGGCUCAUAUAUUAGUAUUUUUUCUAGUAAGAUUAGUGGAAUUUAGCAGAAAAUGAAGGAUUACAAAGAUUUAAGACUAAUUUAGAAGGUUUAGAAGUGGAUGCCAGUAUAUUUAUUCUCUCCCUCUCUCCCUCUCUCCUUCUCUUCCCCCCCCCCUCUCCCUGUACCCUUCCUUCCUCCUUCCCUCUCUCCUUUCUCCUUCCCUCCCAUUCCCAUUCCUCCUCCUCUCCCAUCCUUUUCCUCCUUCCACUUUUUCUCCCUCUCCCAUUAUCCCUUAUUGCUACUAUUACAACUACUUCUACUUCUUCAUAUGGUGUAUAAAAGGAAAAUCACCAAAGAUGGUUUACAAAUUAAUGGUUGAAACUUCAUACAUAAAUAUUUCAUUUGUUUGUCCAUCUUCAGUUAUAAGUAAGCUACAUCUUGACAUCAUGAACGACUAUAGGCCUUUGCUGCAACAUUAAUAGUCAUUUGUCAUGUACGAGAUUUAGAUCAUCAACAGGUUGAAUUCUCCUAAAUUCCCUCCUUUAGACAUCUCUGCUUCACAUAUUCAGAAUUCUAAGCAUGACUUACCAAUCACAUUAGCAAUUUAAACAUUUUCACUUAUUUUCAAGUAAAUCAAAUGGAAAUUGAUUCCACAGCAUAUUUCUUUCACAAGAAAAAUAAGUGUUAAGUAAUCAUGUCUCCCUUAUGUGGAUUUUCUAACGCAAGAUAUUAUGCACCUCCUUGAACUAAAUUUAUGAAGUUCUAUAGGAGUUAGUGAUAACAUCAUAGAGGCAACCAAGAGUAACCUUUGCUUUUAGACAGGUGGAAUGAUGUACAUACAGUAGGGUACAUCCUUGUAUUUACUGUACAUUACCUUGAUGAGAAAAUAGAAUACAAGUUUGAUAUUUAAAGUCAUUUGUCCUGAAGAUAUAUAUAUAUAUAUAUUAAAUAUAGAUAUUUAAAUCUCAUGAUUAUGUUUUUCAUUACCCUUGUUUGUUUUGUACAUUACAGAAAACUAUUUUUUUUUACAGAGAAAAUGUCCAUCUAUGCAUGAUAAUGAUAAAGGAAUAUUUGAAUCUGAGAACUUGUAAAUGAAAAUAAAAGAUGGAAAAUUGGCAUUAUGGGACCACACUUAGGUACAGUGUUUCUCUUUCUUCCUAUUUUUCAUCCCUCCCUUUUCUUGUCUCUUGCACUUUUUCUCACACAUCACCCUCUUUUUUUUUUCCUCUCAUUCUAUCUCCCUCUCUUUCCCUCACCUUCUUUAUGAUAAUUUUGAAUUUAAUGAACACAAACUAUCAUUUAUUUUGGUAUGCUUUUAAAAAUAGUUUCCUAUUGUGAAAAUGUUAUAGUAUGAAAGAAAAAGAAAAAGGAAGAGUGUUAUCUGUCAUUUUUUACUCAUAAUUUACAGUGUAUUUAUUUUUUAUCUAAUUUUGAUACACUUAAUAUAUGUAUGAUAUGUUAGUCAUAUAAUGCUGUAAAAGUAAGAUG